Messenger RNA from Durusdinium trenchii, 1239 nucleotides. Lineage: Eukaryota; Dinophyceae; Suessiales; Symbiodiniaceae. The record is from the annotation of a GenBank genome assembly.
AUGCUGCCUGUGAGCUUGGGUGCAUGCCCAGGAGUUGAGACCUUUCCAGUCUCCAGAUCGGCAGUGCGGCCUCUUGCCCCAAAGCGUCCGACGUCCUUUGGCCUUCCUAGCAAAGCUGCAGCGGUACGUGUGGCAUGUGUAGCUUCUGUCCUGGCUGUUGGUGCCGGAAGGAGGAGAUCUAGAGGGAGGGUGCAGUUGCACCCGUUCCGCAGAGAUCUCACUCUGGAUGGAUACCCCAUUCACGGCAAUGGUUACUACUGGACUCUCUCAAAGUGCACCGAGGCUGUCAUCAUUUACAUUCCCAUCGCUGACGAUGUGAAGAAGAAGGAUGUGAUUUUCGAUUGUCGGGAAGGGACCCUGAAGGCUGGAUUGGUGCCAGAGAAGGGAGGGCUGGUGAUCAAUGACAAGGUUUUGUAUGAGGUUGAUGUCUCUGACUCGUACUUUACUCUGGAUGAUGGCGAGUAUGGUGAACGUUGCAUCGUGAUUUGGUUGGAGAAGCGCACCAGGGAGCAGAACUGGUACGCCUACGAUCGAUUUGAGCCCGUGAGCGAACGUUUCUUGCUCGAGGGUGAAAAGAAGAAGGCAGAGCUCAAGUUUGAGAUCACUCAAAAAUGCUUUUUUGACGUCGAGAUUGAUGAGAAGAAGAUGGGACGCAUUGUCUUUGGUCUGUAUGGUGACAUCAUGCCCCGGACAGUCGAAAAUUUCAAGUGCCUUUGCACCGGCGAGAAGGGAACAAGUGAAAGCACCGGCGAGCCACUUCAUUACAAAGGAACGAGGUUUCACCGCGUGAUCCCUGGCUUUUGCAUUCAGGGCGGUCAAACCUUUGAGAAUGAAGAGGGAUCCGGUGGAGAAUCCAUUUACGGGCCAACCUUCGAAGAUGAGAACUUGCGGAUGAAGUUCACGAACAAGGGCCUCAUCGCCAUGGCGAAUGGAGGACCUAAUACCAACGGCUCCCAGUUCUUCAUCACUACGGCCAAGGCAGAGCAUUUGAAUUUCAAGUCUGUGGGCUUUGGCGAGGUUUUGGACGGCUAUGAAGUCGUACAAGCAAUCGAGUCCCUCGGAACAGUCGAUGGAGAGCCAGAGGAAAACGCCGUCAUUGUAGAUUGUGGCACCAUGGAUUUCGAUCCUGGCGAAAAGGAGCGGCUGCGGCUCCGCAGUGUGAAGGGAGGAAUUGAUUUGACCUUGCGAAAUGAGAUGCUUGAACGGGUGCGCGGCGCCGCCCGGAAAGGGGUCUUGUGA